Molecule: messenger RNA, 1932 nt
Organism: Homo sapiens (human)
Lineage: Eukaryota; Metazoa; Chordata; Mammalia; Primates; Hominidae
Gene: TSGA10IP
Product: testis specific 10 interacting protein
Exons: 8
Coding region: 197-1906 (569 amino acids)
Cellular component (GO): cytoskeleton
Source: RefSeq, marked validated
UUGGGCCUGGGUCUCUGCGCUAAAUGACUCCUGGGCAUCCUGCUGAACUCUCUCCCAGAAGGAGAUUGGCCUCACAUACCCCACUGACCCCUUCCUAGCAUGCUUUUUGCCAGACCCAUUGAGACUGGCUGAGGACUGGUUGCCAUAGAGAUGGCCUGUUAGGCAGUUCUACGGUGCGGAUGGGGGAUGGGGCAGGAUGGGGCAGGACACCGAUAUGCUAAAUACCUACCAACAGUUGGUUAGGACCCCGUCGGUGCGACCAGGGCAGGACGUGCGGCUCCAGGCUCCAGGAACCAGAACGGGGCUGCUCAAGCUGCUGUCGACCGUCUCUCAGGACAAGCAGGGCUGCCUGGGGAGUGGUGAUGGUGUGCCAAAUCAAGACCUGCAGCAGAGGUCUCAGAGCUCAAGGCAGACAGCAAAGAAGGACCGCAAGCCCAGGGGCCAGAGCAAGAAAGGACAGGGCUCUGAAGAGUCUGAAGAUCACUUCCCGCUUCUUCCUCGGAAACCCUCCUUCCCCUUCCAGUGGGCCUGGGAGAGCAUCGCCACAGAUGUCCGGGCUGUGCUUCAGCCAAGCUCCCCAACCCCUGGCCACCAAGCCCUGCCCAUGCCCUCCUCGUUCUCCCAGCGUCAGUCCAGGCGCAAGUCCACGGCCAACCUCCCAGAGGCCCAUGGCUGCUGCUGGAAGACAGAGGCGCAAAACCUGAAGGCGAGACAGCAGCUGGGAGCCUGGGGCGGUGUCUCCAUCCCUACUGGCAAAGGGGAGCUAGGAUCAGAGCCCCCCAGUGGUCUCCAGCUGCCUGGGAGGAGGCCAGGAUCAGGAUCGGCGUCCGACAAGCAGGUCCAGCUGCAAAGCCUGGGUGCUGAGGAGGCCGAGAGGGGUCUGAGUUCUGGGGUGCUGCCCCAGCGCCCCAGGAGGGGGUCGAUCUCAGAGGAGGAGCAAUUUUCAGAGGCCACAGAGGAGGCUGAGGAGGGAGAGCACAGGACUCCCUGCAGAAGGAGGGCUGGUUGUCAGAGAAAGGGGCAGAUUUCUGGAGAGGAAGCCUCCGAUGAGGGAGAAGUGCAGGGCCAGAGCCAGGGGAGCAGCCCCAGCUUCAACAACCUCCGAAGGCGACAAUGGAGGAAGACAAGGGCCAAGGAGCUGCAGGGGCCAUGGGACCUGGAGAAGCUGCACAGGCAGCUACAGAGAGACCUGGACUGUGGCCCCCAAAAGCUGCCCUGGAAGACUUUGAGGGCUGCCUUCCAGGCCUCCAAGCGGAAUGGAAAGGCCUAUGCCUCGGGAUACGAUGAAACUUUCGUGUCUGCCAACCUCCCUAAUCGCACCUUCCACAAACGACAGGAAGCCACCAGGAGCCUGCUGCAGGCCUGGGAGCGGCAGCGGCAGGAGGAGCGGCAGCAGGCCGAGCUGCGGCGGGCCCGGACACAGCAUGUACAGCGGCAGGUGGCCCACUGCCUGGCAGCCUACGCACCCAGAGGGAGCCGGGGCCCUGGGGCGGCCCAGCGCAAGCUGGAGGAGCUGAGGCGCCAGGAGCGACAGCGCUUUGCUGAGUACCAGGCGGAGCUGCAAGGCAUCCAGCACAGGGUGCAGGCCCGGCCCUUCCUGUUCCAGCAGGCUAUGCAGCCCUGGUGCAGAGCAGGAAGCCGUCUUCUCUCUCCUCAGGCCAAUGCCCGGCUCACCGUCACUCGGCGCUUCUCCCAGGUGCUGUCAGCACUGGGGCUGGAUGAGGAGCAGCUGCUGUCUGAGGCAGGAAAGGUGGACAGAGAGGGCACCCCCAGGAAACCCAGGAGCCACAGGUCAAUGGGGGUGAGAAUGGAGCACUCUCCUCAGAGGCCCCCAAGGACAGAACCCACCGGCAGCCAGCCUGACAGGCACUACAACCCCAGCCUGGACCCGGAGUGCAGUCCCUGAGAUAAAAUUAAAGGCUUUAUGGCAAA